Molecule: messenger RNA, 1292 nt
Organism: Echinops telfairi (small Madagascar hedgehog)
Lineage: Eukaryota; Metazoa; Chordata; Mammalia; Afrosoricida; Tenrecidae
Gene: CUNH1orf35
Product: chromosome unknown C1orf35 homolog
Exons: 7
Coding region: 39-848 (269 amino acids)
Source: RefSeq, a predicted model, not a curated record
CGGCACUGCCGGAGGCCCUUGCGGCCCCCGCCGGCACCAUGUUCGGCUCCAGCCGCGGCGGCGUGCGCGGCGGGCAGGACCAGUUCAACUGGGAGGACGUGAAAACGGACAAGCAGCGGGAGAACUACCUGGGCAACUCGCUGAUGGCCCCGGUGGGCCGGUGGCAGAAGGGCCGGGACCUCACUUGGUACGCCAAGGACCGCGCGGGCCCCGUGGGGCUGAGCCGGGAGGAGGAGCUGGCCGCGGUGCGGCAGGCGGAGCAGGAGGCCCUCAUGGCAGCCCUAGGCUACAAGAAUGUGAAGAAACAGCCCACCGGCCUGAGCAAGGAGGACUUUGUCGAGGUGUGUAAGCGAGAAGGAACUGAUCCCGUGGACAAGGGUGUGGACCGGCUCGUGGGACUGGGGAGCUCCAGUGGCUCUGCAGGCCGAGUGGUGCUGUCCAGAGAAGACAAGGAGGCUGCCAAGCUGGGCCUGUCCGUGUUCACACACCACCGCGUGGAAAGCAGUGGGGCUGGUGCCUCCCCAGCCUCGGCCAAAAAGAAGCUGCACUCCGAAGAGAAGGCAGAGCUGUGCUCUGAGAGCCACAAGAAAAGCAAGAAAGAGAAGAAGAAAAAGAAGAAGAAGAAACACAAGAAAGAGAAGAAGAAAGAGAAGCACCAGAAGAAAGAGCCGGCUGCUUCUUCAGAGCCUUUGUCCCCGGCUGGGCACGGACACCGCCGCCAUGACUCUAGUUCCUCAGCCAGUGACCAUUCUUCCCCCAGCAACAAGAGGAGGAAGUGGGGACACAGUGUAUGCAGUGGGAAGAGCCCAGAGCCCCGGAAACGACACGACACGGACUCUGAUGCCUGAGCCACAUGCACCUGUUGACUGGCCACCUAGGGUUCCUGGUCUCUCCUCAGCCCACUUACUGCUAGGCUGUGGCCACUGGGCACCUCUGCAGCAGGGAAACUGCUUUUCUAGGAUGAGGUUGUACCUUCAAACUGUCCCUCAGCCUGAGAAAUGCAGGGUGGGAGACCUGCUAUGUCAAAGUCAUGCCAAGGCCCUGAGGUGGUCUGGUGAGUAAGUGUCCAGGCUGGGACAGUCCCAAGCCCAGCAGGUUCUGAGGGCUCAGGUCUUAUCCCCACCAGUUGGCUGUACUGUGAUGGCCUAGGUCAGCCCAAGAGAGACCUGCCCAUCCUGGCAGACCAGAUGCCUCUGCCCUCCACUGCAGCUCCCAGGUCUCAACUGCUACAGCAAAUAUUACUAUUUUUCUUUACCUUGAUUUACUUUUUAAAUAAAUUUAUUUUGAAAGGG